Rotaria socialis is the source of this 2073-nucleotide messenger RNA. The record is from the annotation of a GenBank genome assembly. NCBI's taxonomy places the organism in Eukaryota, Metazoa, Rotifera, Eurotatoria, Philodinida, Philodinidae.
AUGAAACCGAAAGCAGCUACAUCGAAAAGUUUUGAUCGAUCAAAACUACUUUUAUUUAAAUUUCUAGCACAUCAAAUUCAUCCAUUUGCUUAUGGUGUAAAUACUUUUCUUCAACCAGCUCUUGAUGAUUGCCGAGUGCUAUUGCAAAAUAAUCCACAAGAUACAUUUAAGAUGUUACUAUCGUUUGCACAAACAUUUAUUAGGUUUGCACCCGAUUCAGAAUUGAUCUAUGAUGAUAUACAACAAUUCGCCAGUAAACUCAAAGAUGCGAUAGACGAAUGCUUCAUCUGGCUUGAUACCGAUAGUAUCGAACAGUCAUCACAAGACAUUGAAUCAGUUCGUCAAAAUCUUUUAUCUAUAAUUCAGCAAGAAAACAAAAGCAACACUCUUUAUGCAAACAUGUAUAAAAAUAUGUCAAAUUUAACAAAUCUUCAAAAGACGAAUUCAUUGCCAACAGAAUUACAAUCUCUAUCAUUCAACAAUAGUUGCGAUACGACAGCUUCGCUUGAAAUGAUAAAUAAUAAAGACAUAGGAAUGAAAGGCAACGGAAAUUCAGAUUUUCACGAAUUCGAGGCACUUAUUGCAAAGCGAAUGAUGGCACAUUCAUUUCUACCUGUAUCUAAUAUACCUUCAAUUCACAAUGAAAAACCUUCAACAUUGCCUUUACCAACACAAAACACAGUCGCUUCAUCGAUGGGCACAUCAGUUACAACAAAACUUAUGAAUCAAAUGAAGAAUCUAACUGUUUCUUCCAAGACACCUGAUCCUAUGUCAUUACGACCUAUGUCCACGGCAUCGUUUCAAAGUGAAUACGAAAUAAAAUAUGCCUUAGAAUCAUCUAGCAAAACGCAAACAGAGACUAUAGCUGAAUUUCCACCAUGCCAUACACCGGCUUCGAUACUUUUCAAUGACGAUGCUCAAACUAUUAAUCAUGAUGAAGAUUGCGAUAUGGAAAGAGGCCAACAAUAUUAUCUAGAUCCAAUUUUUAGGGAUCCAAGUGCAGCUAGUCACGAGUGGCAUCAAAUUAAACAGAGUCUUUCUAUUGUUAUCGAACAGUCCCAUAUGAAUAACACAACAGCAGCUCAUCGCCAACACGUAACUGAUGAAUAUAUAAGACAAUUUGGAUAUCAACAAACUCGGCCUAUUCUACGUGGCGAUCUCUGUAUGACAUAUGGUACACCACAAACGGGCCCGCAAGCUACUUGCUUACCAAUUGGAAUUGCAUUGUCACAUGACGAAUCAACAUUACUUUCAUGUGACGUGCAUCGUAGUGCACAAAAUGUUCGUUUAUUCGAUGUUGAAACUGGUCAAUUAAAACACACCAUUACUGGAAAUCAGCAAAUGAAAUUUCAUCGCCCAAGUGCUGUGAUGAGCAAUUCAAGUAAUAAUAUUCUAAUUGUCGAACGAGAUUAUAUUUAUGUAACGGAGCCUGACGGUCGUUUAAUACAAACUAUUGGUCAUCGUUCUAUUAAACAAUUAUAUGGUAUUGCUUUAUUCCAUGAUCGUUAUCUAUUAACAAUUGAUUCUAAAGCAACCGAUGCUGAUACAGCCGAAAAUAGUCGCUUGCUAUUGUUCGAUCCAAAUAAUGGUCGAUUGGUAUUUGAACAGCCGAUUAUGAUGAAUCGAGAACCAGAAGAAAAGUUAAGAGAACGUUACGUAAAACAUGUUGUAGGAAAUAUUUUGCCUCAAACAACCAGUAAACCACGUUUUGUUGCUGUACAUAAUGAUAAUAUUUAUAUAGCUGAUCUUGGCCGUAGUUUAAUCUAUGGAACAAGUAUUCGAAAUCGAUUUCAAUAUGAUUGCAUAACUGUGUUCGGUGGUCAUGGUCGAGGUGAUGGCGAAAUGAUAGAUCCAUCGGGUUUAUUUGUUGAUUCCAAUGGAAAUAUAAUUAGUGCUGAUAGUAAAAAUGAUCGAAUUCAAGUAUUUAAAUCUGAUGGUGAAUAUCAAACGACAUUAAAACUAAAUGAACGUAUAAAACGUCCAUCGGGCAUUUGUACGAAUCGCAGUGGUACAAAAUUUUAUGUUUCAUGUUACCUAGCUGGAUGUGUACGAGCAUUUAAUAUAACUUAUUAG